AUGCCUAAAGCCAAGACACCCAAGAAUCUAGUUGUCGACGGAACCGCGAAGCUUGCCGCUAAGUCGAAGCCCAGUGACAAACAUGAAGCUCCUGAUCUCAACAUCGAAGAAGCUACAGUAGCAUCACCAAGACCAUCGCGUAAGCGCGCAGGCAAUUACUUCGACUUUGAUGAUGACGCAGAUGCGGAACAAUCAAGCAAGCCAGCUGAACCGAAGGCUGUCAAGCCCAACAAAAAGACAAAGACAGCACCUGCUGGUAAAGAGGAAAGAUCAAAUCAAGUUGAAGCGAAGCCAGCCGAGACUGUGAAGAGAGGCAAGAAGGGAAAAGGUGCGAAAGAUGAAGUCGCUGAACCGCCAAGCGAGACGAGCAACAAGGGAGUAGAAAAGCAAAAGAGGUCAAGGGGGCCGAAGGUUGCCAAGGAUGAUGUGGCCGAAGAGAAGCCUGAGAGCUCAAACAAGUCGAAGAAGGCGCCCAAGGAGCUAACUGCAGAUAAAAAGCCCAAGACCGACGCUACUUCAAAGACCGCCAAGGCUGAGACGAAGGUGAAAGCCAAGAAGUCAAAAGCCGAGAAGGGUGCUGCCGAACAGGAAAGCUCUACCGUCCUUCCGGAUGUUGCUAUGGAUGAAGCGCCAUUUGAGACACUGUUAGAGGCGGGAAAAGGACAGGCUCCUGGAGCUAUGGAGAAGCAACCCGCUACUCGCCCUCAAGCAACAAAGCCUCCGAAGACUGCCAAGAAACCUGCCAAGGAGUCGAGCAAGAUUGAGUCUGCUAAAGCUUCCGCUGCGGAAACAGCUGCCGACGGCGCAGAUAUUGCGAAGAAAGGGGCCAAGGCUGGAACCGAUAAGGUCAAGAAAGCUGCGAAAUUUAAGGCUCCAGCUACCGAAACAGCUGCCGACGUCGCAGAUAUUGCGAAGAAAGGGGCCAAGGCUGGAACCGAUAAGGUCAAGAAAGCUGCGAAAUUUAAGGCUCCAGCUACCGAAACAGCUGCCGACGUCGCAGAUAUUGUAAGAAAAGGGGCCAAGGCUGGGACUGAGAAAGCCAAGCAAGCUGCGAAAACCAUGGCUCUAACUGCAGAGACGCCCGCCGGGUUUGCUGAUGUUGUGAAGAAGGAUGCCAAAGCUGGCGCCGAAAAGAUGAACAAAAAAGCGGUUUCAAAAGAUUCUAAGCCCGCCAAGGAUGAUAAGUCCGUCAAGCUCACAGCAUCUACCGAAGAACAAUCGAAGCCUGAGGCGUCCAAAUCCAAGAAGCGCAAGGCCCCCGCGAGCGCAGAUACUGAGAUCGUGAAGACUAACAUUCUCGAUCCGUUGUCUGAGCAUGCUUCGGCAAAGAAGAAACAGAAGAAAGCAAACACCAAGUCCAAAUCCGUUGGAGAUGCUGUAGGAGAUGCUGUAGGAGAGCUCUUAGCAACAGCAACUGAAGGAGCCAACGCCGCAAGAGCCUCCCUUGGAGGUCUUGCUUCUUCGAUCAUGGGAGGCGCUAGCGAAGCAGCGGAGGGGGCAACGGACGCAAAGGAAUUAGCGAAAGCUUCAGCUAAGAAGGCCAAGGGUAAGGGCAAAGCCAUAGCGGAGGACGUAGCUGAAUCUUCUGGCAAGAUAGCAGAAGUUGACGGGCCUGGGGACGCCGAGUCGGAAGACGACUCGCACGAUGAGCCGGACGACCAAACCACCGCCCUCCUCGCAGGCUUCGAGAGCGACGGCGACGAAGCACCCGUUCCGGGCUCCGGCUUUCAACAAGGCCAGGAACUCCCUCGGCUGCCUAAAGCGGAGACCACCGCAAAGAAACUCGAGGACGUCAGAAAUGGUGCUAACGAGGGACCAGGCGUGGUGUACGUAGGGCGUAUUCCUCAUGGCUUCUAUGAGCAUGAGAUGCGGGAAUACUUUUCCCAAUUCGGCGACAUCAGUCGCCUCCGCUUGUCACGCAGCCAGAAGAGUGGUGCUUCCCGGCACUACGCCUUUAUUGAGUUCACUUCGGCUGGUGUUGCUAAGAUCGUCGCUGAUACGAUGGACAAUUACCUCAUGUUUGGGCAUAUCUUGAAGUGCAAGGUAGUAGCAAAAGAGCAGGUACAUGAGCAGCUGUGGAAGGGUGCCAACAAGCGUUUCAAAGCUGUGCCAUGGAACAAGAUUGAGGGGAGGAAGUUCGAGAUGGGACUCGGUAGGGAGCAAUGGGCUGGUAGAAUCGAAGAAGAGAAAAAGCGUAGGGCGUCCAAGAAUGAGAAGACUAAGGAAAUUGGGUAUGAAUUUGAGGCGGGCGAUUUGAAGGGCGUUGACGAAGUGCCCGUCAGAGAUGUAGCGAAGAAGAUCGAGAAUGGGGAGAAGGUCGAAGAGGAGAAGUCGUUGGUGACGGCUGGGGGUGAAGAUGGCAAUGGUCCUGUCGUCGUGAGCGAGGAAGUCAAGACUAAGAGAGUGAAGAAGGUUAAAGGCAGGGCAGAAGAGACCACUACCACUUUGGCAAAAAAGACGAAGAGGGCACUGGCUGCUGGCGAAGAGGUGGUAGGUUCUGCAGUCAAGAAGGCCAAACAAGGGAAGAACGUAGCUGCCUGA
Molecule: messenger RNA, 2541 nt
Organism: Letharia columbiana
Lineage: Eukaryota; Fungi; Ascomycota; Lecanoromycetes; Lecanorales; Parmeliaceae
Exons: 2
Coding region: 1-2541 (846 amino acids)
Biological process (GO): maturation of LSU-rRNA from tricistronic rRNA transcript (SSU-rRNA, 5.8S rRNA, LSU-rRNA)
Cellular component (GO): nucleolus
Molecular function (GO): RNA binding
Source: RefSeq, a predicted model, not a curated record